Molecule: messenger RNA, 3609 nt
Organism: Actinia tenebrosa (Australian red waratah sea anemone)
Lineage: Eukaryota; Metazoa; Cnidaria; Anthozoa; Actiniaria; Actiniidae
Biological process (GO): protein phosphorylation
Cellular component (GO): cytoplasm
Molecular function (GO): protein serine/threonine kinase activity; ATP binding
Source: RefSeq, a predicted model, not a curated record
GGAAUCGGGAAGCCAUUUCAAGAGCGACGGUCUUGCAGAACGUUGCGAUUGUGUUUUUAUUAUUGACUAUAAUAUUCAAACCAACAAUGUUGCAGCUUUUUAAACGCCUACUAUCUCCAAAGAAAUCGUAUUCAUGUUCUGAGGAAUUGGAAGAAAAAGAAACGAACGCUUUAGAACUAAAGUCAGCUAGGUUUCAACAUUGCGGCGAUCACCAAAGCUCUGUUAUCUUUGCACAAGACGUAAAAAAAAGAAGCGAAGAGACGGUUGCAAUCAAUCCUUUCGAGUCUUUGAACAUUCUUUCACAAGGGAAGCUUAAAAUGAAAGAGUUUACAGAUGAACAACAAGAGAGAAAAUCCGACUCGAAGGCACAAGAAUCCGUCCUUCAGACACGAAAACCAGGCCAUCAGAGUAUGACAUGGAACGACGCCUUUGAAGAUGACUACUCCAGCAAGAAGCUCCCAGAAGAGCACUUCCAACCAGAAAUCUUGAAUAACCCAGAAAGCUCUCUUGAUGGAAAGAACAAGCUCAACACCAUGCGUACGGUGUGUAAUAUGUGCAUAAGUCAAUGUCAUGCAGAAGAUGGAUGUGAUAGCAAGAGUGAAAAUAAACAGUCAAAAGGUGAUACAAAGUGUGUCAAAUCAUCGGACUGCAGUAAAAGAAAUGAAAGUACCAGUGGAAGACCUACCAUUUGUCCUCAAAACAGUAGUGGCUCAUCCUCUGGUGAUGGGGAUAAAGAUGAAGAUGAAAGUGAUGAAGACAGGAGAAGGAGGAGAAAGGAGGAGAAAAAUGAUGGUUUAACGGCAAAGGACUUUGAGGAAGAUAUCAAUGAAGAAGAAACUAGACGAAACCAGGAUCAAUGGAAAAUGAUGGCUGCAGAAGCUGAAAAACAAGGGGCAUUAUCUAUAAUGCAAGACCUAUCAUCCAAGGAUCAGUUGACACUAGCAGAAGAUCAGGAAAUGCAAACUAAGGAUCAUAGGGCACCAGCUAAGGAUCAAGAGGUGUCAGCCACGGAUGUGGAGGCACCAGUCAAGGAUCAAGAGGUGUCAGCCAUGGAUGUGGAGGCACCAGUCAGGGAUCAAGAGGUGUCAGCCAAGAAUCAGGAGGCACCAGUCAAGGAUCAAGAGGUGUCAGCCAAGGAUUUGGAGGCACCAGUCAAGGAUCAAGAGGUGUCAGCCAAGGAUCUGGAGGCACCAGGCAAGGAUCAACAGGCACCAGCCAAAAAUCAUGAGACACCAACUAAAGAUCUGGAGGAACCAGCCAAGAAUCAAGAGGUGUCAGCCAAGGAUCUGGAGGCACCAGGCAAGGAUCUGGAGGCACCAGUCAAGGAUCAGGAGACACUAGCCAAGGAUCAAGAGGUGACAGCCAAGAAUCAGGAGGCAUCACCCAAGGAUCAGGAGGCAGCAGCCAAAGAUAAAGAGGUGUCAGCCAAGAGUCAGGAGGCACCAGUGAAGAAUGGAAAGGCAGAAGCUAAGGACCAGGGAGUGCUAGCUAAGAAAAUUGAAAAAGGAUCAUACAACCUUGUUGCAGCAUUCAGGUGUCAUGGAGAAACAUCUGGUUUAAUUGACAAAUGCAAGAAAUGUGUAUGCUACAGUUCUCAUCGCCUUUUGGACCAUAGCAGAAAAUGCCGACUCAGAGUAUUCGGUGGCUGCAAGAAAUGCAAAGAUAUAAGAGAUAUAUAUUUGCACCACACAAGUCAUUGUAACAGUGACAAGUGUGUGGUUACUCAAUGCUGGUCAAUAAAAGAGUAUCUAAGAGAGAACAAUGGGCAAUGUCCUGAAAGGUGGAGUUACAAAGCAGACUGCAUCUUUUUUGGAGAAAGGGUUAUAGAUAGCAAGUCUUGUGAUAUCCCUCAGGGCAAUGAGACUCAAGAGCCAGUGACAACAGAAGAAAUUGAGGAACUCCUCCUCUCCUUGCAGACCCCUUCAAGCAGUAUUAACAGUACUGACCAGAACCAGUAUUCAUUGCCAGGAAGUUACUUCAGAACAAGGCAACCUGGAACAUGUCAGAGUACUUACGAGUAUCGUCCAAGAAGACCUCCAGAUAAAGAUAAGGAACAAAGUGUCAUAUAUAGGGCGCAAGGCAAAGCUCCUGUUAGUUCAACAUCGUUUAGUAUUGCAGCAAAUGAAGAGGAAAAUGAGACAGAAACCUCCCAGUGGCCUUCAGCUGGUAUACAUUCCAGAGGAGUUUCUAUUCGUAUAGAAAAUGAGACAGCUGAAAUUUGUGAGCAAGAAGCAGUGACAGGUGUGAAUAUUGAGAAAAAUGAAAAAUCCCCGCUCAGACCUGACAAUGUCUGUUCACUGCAUCCUUUAGAUGAGGACAAACUAAAUGUAAAAAAUGGUCAAUAUGACGAAAACCAUGAAUGGAGAAUUGUCCAGGAAGAAAAUUUUCUUGGAAGGGGAGCUUUUGGAGUAGUUCGUCUCUGCAUAGAUUUGUCCAGCAGUAAUCUUUUUGCAGCCAAAAUUAUCCAAAAAGACAAGUUUGAUCGUACUGAACUUGACAUUUGGGCAAGUGUGUCCGGCCACAGUUUAAGAUGUUUAGAUUUAUUUGGAGCAGUAUGUGUAGAUAACAGAGUCAUUAUGUUCAUGGAAUACAUGGAAGGAGGUUCUGUGGAGAGAAUGCUGAGCUUUCUCAAUGAAAACAAGUUUAAUGAAUACUCAGCACUCUACAUCCUCAGAGAAGUACUAGAGGGCUUGGAUUUUUUGCACCGCAGGAGAAUUAUACACCGUGAUGUUAAAGGUGCUAACAUCUUGGUCAAUUACGCUCUGACAAAAGUAAAGCUAGCUGACUAUGGUGAGGCAGUGCAGUUACGCCACCAAGAAUUGUACAGACAAGAAAAUAUACCUCCAGGAACUGAGAAUUUUAUGGCCCCUGAGGUUUGUCGCAGUGAAAAUCACAGCUUUAGUUCAGAUAUAUGGAGUGCUGCUUGUUGUAUGUACCAGAUGCUUGAAGGACAGCCACCAUGGACAGAAUGUUCUUCAGUUAUUUAUAAGGUCGGAACUACAAAAGUACCACCCAUUUUUCCUCCAUGUAGUGAAGCAGCAACAGAUCUUAUUGGCCAGAUGUUCAGAUUGAUACCCCAAGACAGACCAACUGCCAAAGAGCUUUUGAGACAUUGUGCCUUUGAAAAAGUGAACGAUCCACCUGAAGUUCCAAGUUUAAAUACUGAUGAAGGUGAUGAUGAGGGGGGAAAUGAAGGCGAGGGUGAAAAAGAAUCGUCUUCUGAAGAGGAAUUUUUCAGCUUUGAUUCCACAGAAGAAGAAGGAUCGCUAGAUGAAGACAACGAACAGCUUGCUGAACAUGAUCCAUCCCUUGGCAUAACCGAUGAAACAGAACCAUGUGCACACAUAAGCAGUACACCUGCAUUGAGUGGACCUGGUCAACAUAUUGGGUUACUAAACCAAACAUCACCUUCAAACGAUAUCAAAGCACCUAACGGCCAGAGUACUGUAGCACGCAGAAGACAGGGAUUUUAUGUGAUCGUUCCAAACCUUCUUAGCAUGGUAUCCCUCGAUGGAGGGGAUGUCAGUGACUUCAUAGGAGUGGUUGGCAGCACUGCAGAAGAGGAACAGGAUGAUGUCUUUGAUGAUAUUCUCAUAAGCUCUUUAUCAG